CCGGAACGCCGUGGAGCUCCGUGGCUCGCCGUGUCUCCACAAAAGGCUCCCCGGCGCCGCCACGGACCCACGGGUCCAACGAUCUCACAGCACGGCGUCCGGAUAUGAUUCUCAGGGAAUCAUCUGAAUAUUCUUAGAUACUGACAUGGUUGGAAUGAUUACCAAUGUACAAAUUGUCUCGUCACAUAUAUAUAAGCCAGUAUGCAACCCAAGAAGGACAAUGAUACUCAACCCCAAGACAGCACCACGAACAAAGCAGAGCAACCUACCACACGAACCAGCCAGCAAAACACGACAAGUUCACCACCUCAGUCCUCUAGGAUGAAAAGUUGCAGCCUUGUAAUGUUGGCUCUGCUGGCGUCCACUGCCGCAGCACAGCUCGCCAACUUCGGGGUCCAGCCCAACACGUGGAACUCCUCCUUGACUCUCUCCACCCAACAGAUCCGAGAUGCGCAGCUGACGGACGAAAUCGCAAAGAGCGUCGAGGUCGCCACCAACUCGGAUCGCUCUCAGCUCGCCUACGGGGGACCAAGCGAGGACGACUUCUACACCCUGCCACCUUUGACCAACACUACUGGCCCCCUUCAACCUGGUGUCGUCCUCAAGACCCAGCUUGUCACAGACACAUCUGGCUUCUCCAUCCCUCCCAACACCGCUCUUUCACGCUUCAUGUACACAACCACCACCCUCAACGGCACAGUCGUGCCGACGACGGCAUUCGUCCUUUGGCCCUUUGAACCUCGUCAGUUUGGGCAGACCAACAGCUCUCACGUGGCUGCUCCGACUGUCCUCUGGACUCACGGCACCUCAGGCUUCCACUCUGACGCUGCCCCUUCUGCCAUGAGACACCUCUGGUACGGGUUUUCAACACCCUUCGCGCUCGCGCAAGAUGGAUACGCGCUGGUUGGCCCUGACUACGCCGGACUGGGAAUCGACAAGUCCUGGGACGGGAGUCACAUUGCACACCAAUGGGAUGUCGCCCAAGUCGGUGCCAGAGACGCUCUAUACGCACUGCAAGCAGCCUGGGACGCUUUCCCCGGCAGGUUGACCGAGGAGUUCGUGUCCAUGGGCCACAGCCAGGGCGGUGGUGUGGCCUGGGGUGUGACCGAGCGUCUCGCCCUGAGCGAGGACGAGUUUCCUGUCAAGACUUUUGGCGGCUACAAAGGCGCUGUCGCAGGAAGUCCCGUCGUUGAUGUCUUUGGCGUCUCUCCUGCCUUCAUAUCCAACUUUGUCGGUAUCGCCAUGAGCAGUAUCUUUCCCGACUUUACGCUCGACCUGUGGCUCACCCCGCUCGGUGUGGCGAGGAACAAGCUUUGGACUAGCAUCAAGGGCGGCAUCGGUGCUGCGCAACAGCUUUUUCUCACGGCUGAGGUGACAAGGGAAAACUAUACCGAGCAGUCGUGGCACGCUGCCGCAUUUGAGAAGCUCGCCAACCCGGGCAGGAAGGAUUUCAAGGGCCCGUUGCUGGUUCUCCAAGGCACAGAAGAUGUCUACGUUCCCUACAAUGGUGUCAAGUCCACCGUCGAAGAUACGUGCGCCCUGUUCCCCAAUCACGACCUAGAGUUUCUCGUAGUCAACGGCACGGGUCACGUUCCCACGUUGGAUGCGACCCGCCCUCGAUGGUUGCGGUGGAUCCAGGACAGGUUUGAGGACAAGCCUGUUCGUCAGACAGGGUGUUACACUUCCCACUUGCAUAGCUGGCUGCCUCAUGAGCAGUAUCUUGCCGUUGGUGGUUCUGUUAUUCAGUGGGUUGCGGGUCCCAAGUUCAAUUACCAGGCUAUCCUUGGACUGUAGAUUCGGCCAAGGAACUAAAGGAGAGCAUAGAGAGGACGCGUGCUGGAAUAUUUAUAAGCUGUCCUGUAAAUAACAACCAGCUGUAUUGACGGAAAUUCGCAACUAGUCUAUCUCAUACCGCAGAAUUAUCAGUAGAUACAUAUAGC
Messenger RNA from Emericellopsis atlantica, 1940 nucleotides. RefSeq names its product Alpha/Beta hydrolase protein. Gene Ontology annotation, molecular function: triacylglycerol lipase activity. Bases 202 to 1794 code for a protein of 530 amino acids. Gene Ontology annotation, biological process: lipid catabolic process. The transcript has a single exon. NCBI's taxonomy places the organism in Eukaryota, Fungi, Ascomycota, Sordariomycetes, Hypocreales, Bionectriaceae. The record is from RefSeq and is a predicted model, not a curated record.